CACAUUGACUCAGCUGUGAGAACGACACUGCUUCCUCGCAUUGCUGCGUCUGAGGGUGCUGACAUCUCGACACCGGGUUUUGCUUCUUGUAUACCCAAUGCCCUUCCUGCUACGACGGUCAAUUUGGACAAGUUGGAUUCACGGUCACUGCGUAUGCCUAUUCGUCGGAUGUGAUGGUGUCUUGGAAUACGAGGGAUCCCCCAACGAGGGAUAUGCAGAAGAUUGACAGCGUGUGGAAUAAUAAAACGGCUGGGGGUAAUCGCACGCAUCCAACGUAUAUGGUGAAUCCGCAAUAUCACCUGCGGGUGCACAAUACUAGUACAAGUAUCGACAAACGGUCCAGCACAAGUACAAGUGCUGACAGACGCAACAAGACACAAGUCAUACUCACCACGCGGAGCACUAGGGAUAUCUCGCUGAACGUCACAACAGUGGGGUCGCAGGGCGAGCGUAUAUCAGAACUAAGUCAGAAAGAAGUGGUGGCUCAUUCUGGGCCUCAUACAUAUGGGCAUGCGCGUAUUGCCGCUUAUCUUGCUCGUACGGUCGACCUUUUACCUCGAGGGAAACACGGCUUAUUUUCUUCAUCUUGCAAAUUCAUCUUGCAAAGCUGGCGACUACACGGUCAUAUUAUUAGCUUACGGACUGGACCAGAUGGGAAAUUCACGGAAUCAAAACGUUUUGACUUAGACAUCUACUUGUAAAGAUGCGAUCCAGCAAAGCUUACGCGAGGGAGAGCUUGUCACAGUGGCUCGUGGAGCAAGAUACUGAAAUUUAUCUACUUCAUAAUAACCAGGGGUGCCAGCCGUUAACUUACUUGGACACCAU
This is a messenger RNA of Suillus discolor, 825 nucleotides long. RefSeq lists its product as uncharacterized. The record is from RefSeq and is a predicted model, not a curated record. The coding region runs from base 174 to 701 and encodes 175 amino acids. The transcript is spliced from 3 exons. NCBI's taxonomy places the organism in Eukaryota, Fungi, Basidiomycota, Agaricomycetes, Boletales, Suillaceae.